AUGUACCAAGUUGUCAUGGAAUAUCUUAAUAACUAUCAAAGAUAUAUUUAUUAUGGCUUGUUCAUUGUUGUGGGUUACUUUUUACAUGACCUUAUAAACUAUGCUCAGGGAGAAAGCGUGCGCAUAGGAAGAAUUCGGAAGAUAUUUGAUUUAUUUUCAAAGGUAAUAAAAAAGGUGUAUAUAUUUUUUAAUUUUUAUGAAAGACGAAUAAUAACAUUAGAAAAUGAGUUAUUUUAUAAAAAUUAUGAUAAAGAAGUUAUUGAUAGACAUGGGAAACUAUUAAAUAUAUAUGACAUACCACAUGAUUCUUUAAAUAAAAUCUUUAAUACGAAAAUUUUAAUUAUUGGAAUAGGAGGAUUAGGAUCUCCUGUUUGUUUAUAUUUAAGCAAGUUUGGAUUUAAAGAGAUUGGAUUGGUUGAUGGAGAUAAAGUUGAAAAAAGUAAUUUACAUAGACAAAUAAUACAUAAAGAAAAAUAUAUAGGAUUAAAUAAAUGUAUCUCUGCAAAAUUAUUCUUAAAAGAUAUGGAUGUUGAUGUAAGUGAUUGUAUAAAAUGUUAUCCAUUCUUUUUAGAUAAAUUAAAUGGUAUUAAUAUAAUUAAAGAAUAUGAUAUUAUAAUUGAUUGUACAGAUAAUAUAAGUACAAGAUUUCUAAUUAAUGAUUUAUGUAUUCUAUAUAAAAAAAAAUUAAUAUUUGCUAGUGCUUUAGGUAUUUAUGGACAAGUAAAUGUUUAUAAUUUAAAUAAUAAUACAUCGAAUUGUUAUCGAUGCUUAAAAAGUUUUAAUAAUCAUUCUCAAAAUAAUGAUUGUGAUGAAAAUGGUAUAUUAUCUACAGUCACUGGUGUUAUAGGUUUAUUACAAGCGAAUGAAGUAAUAAAAUUAUCUAUUGGUUUAGAUGAAGAUGUUUUAACAAAUUUUUUGACAUAUAAUAGCUUCUCAAAUAAAUUACCAUUCGAGUCUUUGAACAUAAAUUAUAAGAAUAAAAAUUGUUUAUGUUCAAUGAAAAACUUUAAAGAAUUAUAUAAUUUUAUUUUAUCACAUAAUUAUGAUAAUAUAAAUAAUACAAAUAAUACAAAUAAUGCAAAUAAUACAAAUUAUAACAAUAAUAAUAGUAGUAACAAAAUUAAUAAUGCUAACAACAUCUAUUGUAAUAAUCUAAUAUGUUUUAAUCAAACAAAUAAAACAUAUAUAUAUCAAAUCGAUACCUUCCAAUUUAUAGAUAUAUUAAAUAAUAAUUAUUCAUCAUUAUCCUUUCCGGUUAAUCAAAUAUGUAUUCUAGAUGUUAGGAAAAUCAACAAUACUAAUAUUUAUGGUUUAAGAAAUUCAGUCAAAUGGUCCUUCUAUGAAAUUAUAGAAACCUUUAAUAAAUUACAACAUAAUAAACAUGAACUCUUACAAAUAAUAAUCGACAAAUUAAAUAUAUCGAAUCCUAAGAAAAAUAUUCUAAUCAUAGUUGUUUGUAGGAGAGGUAUAGAUUCCUUAAAAAUAACAAAACAUUUUAAUAACCUCUUUCUAAAUAAUGAUCAGUAUGAUUCAAACAAAAAGCACGCUACUUACAACAAUAAUGACAUAUCAUUAUACAAUACAAAAAAUAAAAAAUAUAAUAAAACCCUUCUAAAUGAUGCACAAAUUAUUGCGUAUAAUUUGAAAGGUGGAUAUUUACAGCUUCAAAAAAAAAUAUUCAAAAAUUUGCCCUUUUUAUAA
Plasmodium reichenowi is the source of this 1701-nucleotide messenger RNA. RefSeq names its product ubiquitin-activating enzyme, putative. NCBI's taxonomy places the organism in Eukaryota, Apicomplexa, Aconoidasida, Haemosporida, Plasmodiidae. Bases 1 to 1701 code for a protein of 566 amino acids. The record is from RefSeq and is a predicted model, not a curated record. Gene Ontology annotation, molecular function: nucleotidyltransferase activity; URM1 activating enzyme activity; thiosulfate-cyanide sulfurtransferase activity. Gene Ontology annotation, cellular component: cytoplasm. The transcript has a single exon.